Xenia sp. Carnegie-2017 is the source of this 740-nucleotide messenger RNA. RefSeq names its product malectin-B-like. Bases 98 to 415 code for a protein of 105 amino acids. The transcript has 3 exons. The record is from RefSeq and is a predicted model, not a curated record. NCBI's taxonomy places the organism in Eukaryota, Metazoa, Cnidaria, Anthozoa, Malacalcyonacea, Xeniidae.
GCUGUUAGAUAUUUAUGAUCGAGUGGGAAAAGCUGUUGCACAUGAUGAGUACAUACCUUUCACCAUUACAAAAGGUCAGAUUUUGGUAGAGAAUCAGAUGACACGCUUCACUGGAAAUUUACAUGUGGAAUUUGUUAAGGGGCAUGAUAACCCCAAGAUAAAUGCUAUUGUUGUAAUGAAAGGAAGUUUAGAAGAUGUGCCUAAACUGCCUCCGCUACCUGGACUAAAUGAAAACCAACGUGGGAAUUUUGAAGAAGAACAGAGUAAAUCUGAUGAUAGACCAGAACGACCAAGAAAGACAUCAGGUCCCAGAUCAAUGGAUCCUUAUGCAUCGGAUGAAAGCAGCCUGCUGCUUCCACUUUUAAUUGCAUUAGGCGUCUUUAUACCCACUUUAUUUUGCUUGUGUAAACUUUAGUUCUGUUAAGAUUGAUUUUAUCUGUCGCGUUUUUCACACGUAGUAGUCGCAUUCACUUAACAUUUAUUUAUUCAAAAAUUCUAUUGAAAGAAAGAGACGAAUAUGUAAACCACAGUUAAAAGUUACGUGGAAAUUUCUCAAAAUGUCGUUGCUUUUGAGUUAUCUUUCCUUCGUUAUUUUCAUCUUUAAACUAUAUUUCUCUUACAUGGGUUCGUAUGAAAAACGUGACAGGAUAACCAUAUUUUGCCAGUUAAUUUAUUUGCUUGUAAAAUUAUUCAGUCAAAAAUUACCUUAAAAAAUAACGCAGACUACGAUUUGCCAAAAA